AUGCUUGACUGGCUAGCUCAGGGAGGCGCUUCCAGUGCACCCGACGAUGAAAAGCUCUGCUCGACUUGCUCGCCAACUGCGCUCGCCGAUUACCUCAAAGACUGGGUCAAUACGUGUCAAAAAGAUGACAACGCUGUAUUAUAUACCUGGGACUACUCAAUGGACCCCUCCGGCUGCGAAUUUUGCUCAUUCAUGAAGGGUGGGGUGGAUCAAUUUGACGCCUACGGGGAGCAGAUUCGUAACAUAAAAUCGUUCGUCAGAGGCUAUCAGAGACUCAAAGACAUCAUUCAACAGGCAACAUUCGACGAAAAGCUGCAAAAUGACGCCCUUAGCACCCACGAAGAUGUUGACAAUGAGUCGGAAGAAGAACGUCAUCAUGACAAAGACCGGUGUCUGGUCUGCAGUAACAAAGAGCUGCCAGAUGUCAGCCCUCACAACGCACUUUUGCUUUGCUAUGAGUUCUUGUAUGAUUUAGAAAGUACGAUGGAUGGCCAUCCAAGAGCGGCAUCCGGAAGUCUCAAGAAGAAGCUGCCCUAUUGUAAUCAAAUCAUUAGCCACAUGGACACUUCCCUCGGCAGCCACCCAGAGUCCGAGUCAUGCCCGGUCUGUGUUUCAAUCUCAGAUUCGACAGACCCUAAAGGCUUUCUGGGUCGUUUCGAGAAACUUGGGCUCCAAGGGAAACGAGAACUGGUGAAAAAUCACGAUAUACCGAACGCCGGUACGCGGCUGUCUCUAAAUACUAUUCAGCAAGUUCGAGUCCAGCUAAGCAACCAGGGACCCUGGAAGGGUCUGAUCUUCCAGGAGUACGAGAUGGACCCGAAAUCACCUAGCAACGUACCGCACUUCUCACGAUCGGGUGAGCUUGAGAGGAGAACUCCAAAGGUGCUCAGACCAGCCUAUCGCCUGCCUGAGAAAGAUGUGAAUCUCUUCAUCCCGGUGCAUGACCAUAAAUUCGGCUUCGCUCGCCAGACCGCCUCCAUGUUCAAUGUCGAGUUGAUGAAAAACUGGAUCACAAAGUGCCGAUACAAUCAUGGCGAGGCUUGCCAGAAACAAUCGUCCUCAAAGCAGACGACAAGUCUUUUAUUGGUUGAUACUGAAAGAUACUGUAUCACUCCAAUACCAGAUGGCCCUCCGCCGCUAUAUUUUGCCCUGAGCUACGUUUGGGGAAGUGUUGCGCAGCCGAUUCUAGUAGCCAAUAACCUCAAGGCCUGGCAGACAGAAGGCAUACUGCUCGAAGUUGAGAUACCAGAGAAAAUCAGAGACGCCAUUUUUUUGACAAGAGAAGCCGGUAUCAGGUAUCUCUGGGUCGAUGCGUUGUGUAUCGUCCAGGACGACGCUAAGCUACGAGACGAGCAGAUAAAUCAAAUGUAUCUAAUCUAUCACCAGGCGGAAGCUACUCUAGUUGCGGCGGAUAGCACCGACUGCUCUCAAGGCCUCUCCGGCGUGAGUCAAUUUGACUUUAGGGAGGAUGUGCAUACGGUUGAUAUCCUAGGCACAUCUGUGGCCAAGCUGCCGAAGCAGCCCAAGUACAUACUCGAGGCGUCGACAUGGAGAACCAGAGGCUGGACAUUCCAGGAAGAAAUGUGCUCUCUGCGCUCAGUCAUCUUCCUCCCAGGCUUGGUAAUCUUCUCCUGCCCUACUGCUGUCUGGAGAGAAGACAUACAUCUUGAGGACUUCGAUAUCCCUAGGCUAUCAUGCGGGCUCAACUCUCUCCCCCAAACCAUGGGAAAUGCCAAUGCUUCUGCGCAGGAGAAAGUGAGAAUGUUCAGAAGCAUUGUCAAACAGUAUACGCAGAGAAGACUGACUCGUGCCGAAGACAUGGAGAAUGCGUUUGCAGGCAUAUCAGGCAUGGUGGAGGAUCUUGUUGGGCCAAUCUAUCACGGCAUCCCAGAACAUCACUUUGCGCAGGUCAUCGGGGGAUGCUGGUUCUGGGACAUGUUCUGUGCGCGACGACCAGGCUUUCCCUCCUGGUCGUGGACGGGAUGGAUUUACACCAGAGAGCAAGCGGACGCCGGGAUAGAGCCCAUACCGUCCUUGGGAAGCCCCGAGGGCCUGAUACAAUUCUUUAAGUUUCGCCGCGAUGGCAUAGAACCAAUGUCCUCGCCGACAAGCGAGGAGACUGAUCCCAAGAGGUGGCUACACCCCGACUUACGAUCCCACUUCAAUAUCGAAUUGAACAAGAUGCAGUCCAGACACGGGCAGAUGGCCGCGACCCCUCGAGGGAUCCGCCCAGGUCUCAUCGCCUUCUACAGCAGCCUCGCCUUCCUCUCCCUCCAAGCACCGCGCGGGCUAUCGUCCACGCCCAUCCGCGAGUUCCGCGUCCUACACCCUCAGAGCAGGCGUCAGAUGACCAGCAUAUCUCUGCCCGAGGAUUUUGUUGAGCUGCAUGGCGCCCUCCACCCGUUCGUUAUCAUCGCGGCGUGCGAGGCGAAUGGGAGGGAUGCGGGAGGGUUGAGGUUGAUGCUAGUCGAGAUGGACGGCGACAUGUGCUGCAAGGUCAACGUAACGUCGCCGCGAAAGGUGAUUCGCGAGGAGGAUUGGCUGGGUCUGAAUCCGACGAAAAAGCUUGUGAUAAUGGCUUAG
Messenger RNA from Clonostachys byssicola, 2583 nucleotides. The record is from the annotation of a GenBank genome assembly. NCBI's taxonomy places the organism in Eukaryota, Fungi, Ascomycota, Sordariomycetes, Hypocreales, Bionectriaceae.